AUGUUCGACGAUAGAGAGAUGUGGGUCCUUGCCUACUUUAGAGACUUUCCCAUGGGGUCUCUUAUUAGGACGACGUCUGUUUCCGAGUCUGAGAAUAGCUUCUAUAAAACAUUCACGGGACCUCGCUCCAAUCUAGUUGAGUUCAUCAUGAAUUUUGAUCAUGCAUUGGCUGCACAAAGAAAUUCAAGCUCGAAGUUAGAUUAUAUGGAUUCAACUAUUAUACCUCCGUUCUCCAGUCAAUUGGUAUUGGAAAAACAUGCUGCAACAGAGUACACUGAUCACAUGUUCAAGAGAGUGCAACAUGAGAUAGUGGACGCAUUGCACCAUUGCAGCACUGAUGGUUUGUUGAAAAAUGAUCUGUUAGAGAUCUCCACAAUAAAGGACAAGUAUAGUAAAUCUUGGGUUGUUACCUACACGACCAGUGAGGAUUCGUAUUCCUGUUCUUGCAAAUUGUUUGGGAGAGAGGGACUUCUUUGUAGCCAUAUAUUUUUGUUUUUUAAGAACAGGUUUUUGAAGGUUAUACUUGAUAAGUACUUCCACGUGAGGUGGUUGAAGACUGCCUUAGCUGAUGCUAUUCGUGGACCAGCUCGAAGUUUGGGAGAUCCUGAAAUUCUAUCAGAUCCAAACCAGCUGUCAAAGAAUAAAGUUGCUGACAUAUUUUUCAGUUACAUGAAAAAAUUUGAUGGUGAUAGUGCCAUCAUUGAUUUGUUUUCAGCUGGAAUUGAUGAGCUUGGGAAGUGUCUUAUGACUAGAAUCCAUGAACCAUCUUUAGCAGACAAGGAUAAGCCAGUUAAAGAUUUCUAUUUUGCUGAAAAGCCAGCUAUGGUUAGAGUACAGCCACCAUCAGUUGUGUCCACCAAAGGUUCGAAAAGUGAUUCUAAAAGCCGUUUGGUGUCCGCGAAGGAAAAGGCUAUAAAGUUGAACAACAAACCAUUGCGUCAGUGCAAAGAAUGUGGAGAAUUUGGUCCCCAUGACUUUAGGAACUGUGGUCGACAAAAGGGAAAAUAA
Salvia hispanica is the source of this 1008-nucleotide messenger RNA. NCBI's taxonomy places the organism in Eukaryota, Viridiplantae, Streptophyta, Magnoliopsida, Lamiales, Lamiaceae. The record is from RefSeq and is a predicted model, not a curated record.